Messenger RNA from Setaria italica (foxtail millet), 1699 nucleotides. Its product is annotated as transcription factor PCF2. The transcript has a single exon. Gene Ontology annotation, molecular function: DNA-binding transcription factor activity; sequence-specific DNA binding. Gene Ontology annotation, cellular component: nucleus. The record is from RefSeq and is a predicted model, not a curated record. Lineage: Eukaryota; Viridiplantae; Streptophyta; Magnoliopsida; Poales; Poaceae. The coding region runs from base 301 to 1299 and encodes 332 amino acids.
UCAAUUUUAGAGUAACACCCUUGUUUAUUCAUUAUUGAUACUUGCCGCUUUUUUUUUUCCAAGCAGUCAUGGGCCGAAUCUUCCAUUCCGUUCUUUCCCCGCAAGUUUGGCCCAUUCGGCGGUGGCCCCGUAACCCUAUCUUGCGGGACCCAUCGUCCAGAGAGUCAAAUAAAACGCCAGGGCGAGUCCUCUUCCAAAAGACGGCGCCGCCAAAUCGAAACAGAGGCAGACCCCACCCGAAGAAGCACCGGCGACGAAGGGGGAGCCCAAGCGAAGCGUGGCUCGCUAAUCCGAUCUCUCAUGGAGUCCCGGGCGCCGGGCAGGGACGAGGAGGACGCAGAGGCGCUCUUCCUCGCGGCCGAGGCCGUCGGCAACGGGGCGGCGGCGGCCGUCACGGUGGCUGUUGACGCGAUGGGCUCGGUCCAGGCGGACGGGUCCGGCCUGCCGAAGCCGGAGCCCGUGCCGGUGGAGUUCCUGGGCGGCGGGCUCCAGCUCGCCAACCCGCGCCCCGCACCGCGGUACCGCGACCGGCACACCAAGGUGGAGGGCCGCGGGCGGCGCAUCCGCAUGGCGGCGCCGUGCGCGGCGAGGGUCGCCCGCCUCACGCGCGACCUGGGGCACAAAUCCGACGGCGAGACCGUCCGCUGGCUGCUGCAGCAGUCGGAGCCGGCCAUCAUCGCCGCCACGGGCACGGGCACGGUCCCCGCGAUCGCCGUCACGGGCUCCGACGGCGUGCUCCGCCUCCCCGCCGAGCCGCCCCCCGCUGACGCCGACGGCGAGCAGCAGGACCCGGCCCCCAAGCGCCGCCGCAAGCUCCAGCCGACUCGCGCCGCUGCGGGACCCUCGGCGCCGGCCCCCGCGGCGUACUACCCCUUCGUCGCCGACCCCCUCCUCCAAGCCAACGGCGGCGGUGCGAUUUCCAUCUCCAGCGGCCUCGCCCCCGCAUCCGCUCCCGCGGGGCCCGCAGGCGCCAUCCCUUUCCUCGCCAUACCGGCGCCUGCCCCCGGGGCAAGUGGCGACGGGAAGCAGGUGAUCCCGACGGCGGCUAUGUGGAUGGUUCCGCAGCAGGUCGGCGCAGCAGGCGCGGCCAACCAGCCGACUCAUUUUUGGGCGUUCCCAACCAAUCCUGAACUCUUCAACGUCGGCAACUUCCAGCAGCAAGCGGUGUACGAUGCGGAGCAGCUUGCCGGCAACGGAGAUUCAGAGGACCAGCAGUUCGGCGGCCACCAGAUCGGUGAGGGGGAGGGGGAGGGGGAGGACGAAGAAAUCGCCGUGACGGAUUCCAGUUCAGAAGAGUAGCAGCCCAGCAUUGUCAUUGUGAAGUCAACUCCCAAGAUUCCAACCCAAAGACUAGUGAAGACUAUCAAACUUUUCUUCUCUUUUGUGGUAGAAAGUAAAAACUAGAAGUAGGUACUCAAGGUUAUGUGAUGCUAGUUUUGAAAUUGCUAAUUGACAUUGGAACCUUGUUGGGAGAACAGAGAGUUCCGUUGGAUUUAUGGAUCAUUCCAUGGUAGCGAUUUGAUAAAUCUCAAAUGUGACGAUACCUAGAACCCCCCAAGUGUUUGGCACCAUAUAGAUUAUGCGAACUUCAUGAUAACCAUGUGACAGAAAGUUUAGGUACAGGUAUCUAAACUUACUCGCCGUUGUGAUCAUUUCCCGCUACUUUGCGAUUGGAACGUUAUCUUGGAUAUUCUUGUUU